Molecule: messenger RNA, 4351 nt
Organism: Asterias rubens (European starfish)
Lineage: Eukaryota; Metazoa; Echinodermata; Asteroidea; Forcipulatida; Asteriidae
Product: ubiquitin-protein ligase E3B-like
Exons: 27
Coding region: 105-3344 (1079 amino acids)
Biological process (GO): ubiquitin-dependent protein catabolic process; protein polyubiquitination
Molecular function (GO): protein binding; ubiquitin protein ligase activity
Source: RefSeq, a predicted model, not a curated record
CUCAUGGAUGAAGGAAAAUCAACAUUGGGCGAAUUCCCUACUGACUCCCUCUCCAGUGUUUUGGCUAAAGUUUUCUACAUGUCUUCUUGACUUUAUUCACUACAAUGUUCAGCAAAGCUGAUGGCUCAAAGAAGGGUGAGCUUCUUGAAAAGGCUAAAGCUUCCAGGAACGAAAGAGCAUUCCAAAAACAACGGGAGCAAGCAGUCAUCAAAAUACAGGCACUUGUACAAGGAUUUCUAUCCAGAAGGCGGCACAGACGAUGCAUGCUCAGCAUUCUAGAUUCUCUGCUAGAAUCUUAUAGUGCAGGAAAUAAUGUCUCAUCUCCACAAUCCCCACAGUCUCCAAACAACAACAAACACCAUUUUAAGCCAGCUCGAAAUGUCUUCCAGGCAGUCCAUAAAUUCCUCAUGGUGUACAGAGAUGAUAUGGAUAAACAGAGAUUGGAGAACCUUUGUCGCUACAUACUGGCGGGAAUGGACAAAGAAGGAGAUCCUAAGGUUUGGUAUGUGUCACUAGCACUAUCUAAGGAACAUGUUUUGGCCUGGAUUACUCAACUGAAGACUUUAUUGGAUCUGUGCUGUAAAUACCUCAAACAACUCAAGCCUGAAUCCCCAGUUGAUGCUAAGGUCAUAACCCUCUACUUACACAUGAUGGUGACAUUCACCGACUGUUCAACAUGGAAGAUCCUCAAAGUACAAGGAGCGGAAGCUUUGAAACCCAGUCUGAACCAGCUUUGUGCUAAUGUAAUGGGUCAUCUGAACAGCAAGGGAUUGUUCCCUGCACUGCAGCAGUUACUGGUCCAGGGCCUAGCCAGGAAGAAGCCCUCAUUAACCCAUGCUAUGCUCUCAGCUCUGUUCACUGUCGCAUUACGGCCGUUGAUUGCCAGUAAAUUCUCGGAUAACCUGACAAGUCUUUUCCAUCUCUACAUUCUAUCAGUACCAGCUCUUAUUCUACACCUCACUACUAUCGCUCCAGAGUGUCUGGCCUCCGUAAAGACACACAAUUUCUUCAAACAGUGCCUGGACUUUCUUGCCAAAGAGCAGAAUAUGAGGAUAAUCUUUAACACACUGGAAGGAAACUAUGCACUGUGCUUAAUGGCAAAUCUUAUACACAUGGGUCAGCUUGAACAGCAGAUUCUCUCAAGCAAUGUGCAAGUUUUUACACGAGUGACCGUCUCCCUCCUGACCCAUUGUCAAGGUUACGUCGGCAAGAAGAAAUCUCACACGACUCAGUGGCACCCCGUCCUCGGCUGGUUCUCACAACCCACCGACCAUAGAUUACACGAAGCAAUGAACUUCGUUGUAAGGCAGUUAAAUCUGUUGUGGGGCCAGCAGAUUCUACAGGCAGUGUUUCUUGAUGUGUUGAAGGCGGCUCCUGACCAAGAACCAACAGCAAAGUCACCGACAUCGUCAGGAAAGGGGCAUUCUAAAGGAGGUAGUUUCUUGAAGCGCUUGCAAAGAACCACCUCCAAGCUCGGCACACAGAAGGGAGGGAAGAGCUUACAGGCACCAGAGGUUGUAGCUGUGUGUAAUGUGUGUGAUAUGUAUCAAACAGCCAUCGCUACACUCACGGAACUCAGACGUGAUAUACUCACAGGUCUGAGCUAUCGAGAUCUCCUUCUGCCUAGACUGUGGCGAUUCAUCGCUGAAUUAGGACCCCAGGGAGGUCUGAAGCUGUUCCUAGAGUGUUUAUCGUCCUCCAUGGAAUCCCAUAAUAUUCUCUCAGUACUGGUGCUCUUUUGUGAUGUUGCCACCUACUUAAUACCAAUCUUGGAUGAUGUUGAAUUUUACGACCAGCAGACUCCAUUCCAUAAAGAGGACCUUAUUGCAGUCACAGCAUUCCUUAAUACCUUUGUCUUCAAGAUGAUCUGGGAGCAUGGCAUUGAUGGUACAGUGAAGAAAGCCAACCUGUUUAGCUCCACACAUUCUCUACUAAGUCUACUAUAUGACAGAGACUGCAGGCGCCAGUUCGCUUCGGCUAACCACUGGUUAGUCAAGGACCUAAAACUGACCACUUUCAGAGCGGAGCUUGAGAAGGGGAGUAAACGAACGACGCUAAUAUUGCAACGGAUUCCUCACGUCAUCCCACACAGAGAGAGAGUAAUGCUAUUCCGCAAACGAGUAGCUGAAGAGAAGAAAGCCCUUGGCUUCACAGAGACAGCGAGUUACUCCCCACACUCGACGCUCAUAACAGUACACAGGACAAGGCUAGUAGAAGAUGGGUACCAACAGUUAGCUGGUCUCCAACCCCAGACUCUGAAAGGUCUUAUCCGGGUCAGGUUUAUUAACAUGCAGGGCUUAGACGAAGCAGGCAUAGAUCAAGAUGGAGUCUUUAAGGAAUUCUUGGAAGAAAUUAUAAGAACGGUCUUUAACCCAACGCUCAAUUUAUUCAAGACUACCAGUGAGCAGCGAUUGUACCCAAGCCCGACAUCCUUCAUCAAUGAGAACCAUCUAGGUCUUUUUGAGUUUGUCGGAAAGAUGCUCGCCAAAGCUGUGUACGAGAGCAUUGUGGUUGAAGUUCCUUUCGCAACCUUCUUCUUGAGUCAGAUGUUAGAGCAGCAGCAUAAUCAGCUCUAUAGCCCCAUUGAUGAGCUUCCCUCAAUGGAUCCUGAACUCUACAAGAAUCUCACCUAUGUCAAGCACUAUGAGGGCGACAUUUCUGACCUUGAUCUCGUCUUCUCCUAUGAUGAGGAUGUCAUGGGUAAGAUCCACACUCAUGAACUGGUACCUGGUGGCAAGGCAAUGGCAGUUACCAAUGAGAACAAAAUCAGCUACAUCCACCUAAUGGCCCACUACAGGCUGUACCAGCAGAUCCGGGACCAGACUAAGGCAUUUAAGCGCGGUUUCAGAUCCAUAAUAAACCCCGAGUGGUUAUCGUGGUUCUCUGGUCCAGAGCUACAGAGAUUGAUAUCUGGAGAUAAUACUGAGAUUGACUUUACAGACCUCAGGAAACAUACACAGUACUAUGGAGGGUUUCAUAACUCCCAUCGGGUGGUCAAUUGGUUGUUUGAUGUUCUGGAGCAUGACUUAACGUCAGCAGAGAGGGCACUCUUCCUCAAGUUUGUAACAAGUUGUUCCAAGCCGCCAUUGCUAGGUUUUGCCCAUCUAGAGCCACCCUUCUCAAUACGAUGUGUGGAAGUCAGUGAUGAUCAGGAUACCGGUGAUACUGUCGGUAGUGUCCUCCGUGGCUUCUUGCGUAUCCAGAAGAGAGAUCCUGUCGGUCGGUUACCAACCUCCUCCACCUGCUUUAAUUUGCUCAAGCUACCCAACUACCAGAAGAAGGGCACUCUUAAAGAGAAGCUUCGUUAUGCAAUCUCAAGCAACACUGGCUUUGAGUUGUCUUAAGGGGCCAUAUAUAUAUAUAUACACAUGUAUAGUUGAUGCUACUCGGGCUGAAUAUCGGCUUGAGACGUUGUGACCACAGGUUUUUGCCAUGUCAACAAUUUGUUUGUGCCAUACAGUCAGAUCUUGGCUCGGGGGUUACUAAAAGAUGCUAAUUAAAUGCUAUCUUUUCAAUGUAGGCCUAUUAGAUUUGGAUCUCGGUUUCACUUUUGACUUUUUGUCAGCAGUGACAAAUGGAGUGGGUUGUUCAUUAUCAAGCAUGUCAAGUGUUAUGGUGUAGACUGAAAUAGGUUCUGGGGGUAAAUUGGGGAAGGGGGCAAAAAGGGGGGGGUGUAUUAAUUUCCCCCAUACCCCCCUGUAGCUCUGUCGCUGUUUAGAUUGCAAUACACUUCUGUGUAGAAAUUAUCACAAAUGUUUUUCCAUCUUUAGCUACACUCUCCUAGAACACAUUGUCCUUGCCAUUAUGGGGGACGUUUUUUUGUGACACCUUAAAAGAAAGUUGUGCAAUAUUUGAAAAUAAUUUGGAUGCAGAUAUGUGUAUAUAUAAUUUUUUUAUUGUAAGUAAUUUGUUUCAGAACACCUCAAUGUAUUAUGCACAAUAUGUCGAUCUAAAUAGAAAUCAAUCAUGAUAACUGUAAUUAUAGUUCAUUUCAUAACUGAUCUGAGUUAUGUUUAAGUCACAAAUCACAGCGAUUAUAAAUCACAAAAUUAUAUAAUGGAACCAAUGUCCAGGUCUUGGUCGAAUUCGAGUAAUGCUUAACGAAAACCGGGCUUUCCUUUUAGUGAUGUGAUCAAGCAAAAUGAGUCGUUUGUCGACCAAGUUAAUUUUUCUUUUCUUAUUUACUUGAAAAGAGCAUAAUCUAUGCUUUAAUACUGUAGAACUCCAUGUUGAAACCACCUUUGGUUCAAAAGUUGUGAAAGUAGAAAAAACCCAGAGAGAAUGAAACUAAGAUGAAGAUGUUUAAAGUCUAGUUGUUUAUUGAAAAACAUCGGCAUAUAUUUUUUAAUGC